Messenger RNA from Geodia barretti, 2124 nucleotides. Lineage: Eukaryota; Metazoa; Porifera; Demospongiae; Tetractinellida; Geodiidae. The record is from the annotation of a GenBank genome assembly.
AUGGCUUUCUGGAGCGACGAACAACUGGCAUCGAUUGACCGGAUGCUGAACCCGCGAUCGAUUGCCGUGGUGGGAGCGACGCCGCGAAUGCAGUACGGCGGGCGGUUCCUGGCGGCGGCGAUGGGGUCGGCGGAUCAAGGAGUGAACGUGUAUCCGGUGAACCCGCGAUACGAAGAGGUUCAGGGAGUGCAGUGCUAUCCGUCGGUGUCGGCAUUGCCGGAAGCGCCGGACGUAGUUGGCGUGGUGGUCCCGUACCACGCGGUGCUGGACACGCUGCGGGAGAGCCACGAGAAGGGUGCGAAGUCGGCGAUCGUAAUAUCGGCCGGGUUCGCGGAGCGCGCCGUGGACGAUCGGCGGGACCUGCAGGGCGAACUCGGGCGGUUCGCGCGGGAGUCUGGGAUGCGCGUGAGCGGGCCGAACUGCCUGGGGCUGGCUAACCUCAAGGACGACAUCUGGGCGAGCGCUUCGUCGCGGGGAGCGUCGGGACUGAGCGGGCCGAUCGGGUUGGUGUGCCAGAGCGGCGCUUCGGCUUUCGGGCCGUUCAUGACGCGGGCGGUGGACGAGGGCAUCGGGUUCACCUACAUCGUGUCGACGGGGAACGAGGCUGACCUGGACUUCUGCGACUUUGCGCGGUACCUACUGGAUGACGACGAUACGCGGGUGAUCGCGGGUUUCGUGGAGGGUUUCAAGGACGGGCGCAAGUUCCUGGAGGUGGCGCGCCUGGCAGCGGAACGGGGCAAGCCCAUCGUGCUGAUCAAGAUCGGGCGGUCGGAUUUGGGGUCGCGGGCCGCCGGGUCGCACACGGCGGCGCUGACGGGCGUCGACGAGGCGUAUGAAGCGGCGUUCGCGCAGUACGGCGUGAUACGAGUGCAGGACUACGACGACCUGCUGCAGGUGUCGAACCUGAUGGCGCGGUGCCCACGGCCCUCGAAGCGGGGGGUUGCGGUGGUCUCGCACUCGGGCGGCAUCAGCAGUUUGACGGCCGAUAUGUUCGGGCAGGCGGGGUUGGACUUGCCGCCGCUAUCAGAACGGGCGCAGGACGGGAUCAACGGGAUACUGAAGGGAUUUGGAUGGGCGGCCAACCCGUCGGACGUGACCGGGUUCGCGAACAGCGAUGAAUUCCCGGCGAUCAUGUCGUACAUGGCGGAGGACGAAGGCGUCGGAACACUGGUGGUGGCAUCGGCCGGCGCGGACCCGCAGGCGACGCAGGUGAUCGCGCAACGGGAUGCCAGCGGGAUGCCGGUGGCGUUCCUGUGGACGGGAACACGGGGCGCGCAGUCGGGUCUACCGAUGCUGCGGCAGGCGGGGAUACCGGUGUUCUACGUCCCUGACAAACUCGCGGCGGGUGUGCGGUACCUGAAUGACUACCACGACUGGCGGGAGCGACGGCUGGCCCGGGGGUUCGCGCAGGCUGGGGAGAUCACGGACGAGCAGGCGGGAGCAGCGAAGGCGCUGGAGGGCAGCGGGGCAUUGUCGGAGUACGACAGCAAGGCAUUGGUGCGGGCGUUUGGUGUGCCGACCACGCGGGAGGAGGUCGCUGCUGACGCUGAGUCGGUCGUGGCGGCGGCAGAGCGGAUCGGAUAUCCGGUGGCGCUGAAGGUGAAUUCAGCGGACAUCCUGCACAAGACGGAGGCAGGUGGGAUACGACUGGGAUUGGGUGACGCGGAGGCGGUUCGCAAUGCUUUUGGAGACGUGACCGCCAACGCUCGGGCGUUCGACGCCAAUGCGAGGAUUGACGGCACGGUGGUGCAGGAGAUGGUAUCUGGAGGAGUCGAGACCAUCGUGGGGGUGUCGUACGACGCGCAAUUGGGGCCGAUACUGCUGUUCGGGACGGGCGGGGUGAUGGUGGAGGUGUACAACGACGUCGCGCUGCGCCUGUGCCCGAUCACUCGGGAGGACGCGCUGGAAAUGAUCGACGAGGUGAAGGGAGCGCGACUGCUGAGCGGGUUCCGAGGGGCACCGGUGGCGGACGUGGACGCAUUAGCCGACGUGCUGGUGAACGUCUCUCAGAUGGCGGUACAGCUGGAAGGAUCGCUGGGCGAGUUGGAUAUCAACCCGCUGAUGGUUUUACCGAAGGGACAGGGGGUCAAGGCGGCGGACGCGCUGGUGGUGGGAACCGCAUAA